Molecule: messenger RNA, 795 nt
Organism: Gossypium raimondii (Peruvian cotton)
Lineage: Eukaryota; Viridiplantae; Streptophyta; Magnoliopsida; Malvales; Malvaceae
Product: heavy metal-associated isoprenylated plant protein 20
Exons: 3
Coding region: 100-552 (150 amino acids)
Molecular function (GO): metal ion binding
Source: RefSeq, a predicted model, not a curated record
AAUGUUUCAUUUCUCUUCGUGCCCAACACACUUUGACACCCCAUUUCUCCCUCUCUCAAACUCCUUUUUGCUUUGCUAUUUGAAGUAAAGAAAGAAAAUAUGGGUGCCUUGGACUCUCUUUCUGACUAUAUUUCUGAUUUGGUAACCGUCCAUGGCAAAAGAAAGAAGCGUAAAGUCAUGCAGACUGUUGAGAUCAAGGUUAAGAUGGACUGUGAUGGGUGUGAAAGGAGAGUCAAAAACGCUGUUUCCUCCAUGAAAGGUGUGAAAUCAGUGGAGGUGAAUCGAAAGAAAAGCUAUGUGAGCGUUAGCGGAUACGUGGAGCCAAACAAGGUACUAAACAAAGUGAAAAGCACAGGGAAAAGAGCAGAGUUUUGGCCUUACGUCCCCUACAACUUAGUGGCAUACCCAUACGUAGCUCAAGCAUACGACAAGAAGGCACCGUCGGGGUACGUUAAAGAGGCGGUGCAAGCUUUGCCGAGUCCGAAUGCUGUGGACGAGAAGUUUGUCACUUUCUUUAGCGACGAAAACCCCAACGCCUGUUCCAUCAUGUAGGCUGGCCAAGAGAAUUAAAGGUUAAGGAGGGCAUGUUUGGGUGGAUAGGACGCAAUUUUGUCUGUACAAAUGCUUAAAUUUGGUGUGUAGGGUUGAGUCUUUGUGAAGGAAUUUCGUUUUUGAAAUUUUGUUUCGGAAUGUUGUAUGUGUGGGGAUUUUCAUGUAGUCGACUAAUCAUACUUAGUUUCCUCAGGGUUUUAUGUAGUUAUAAAUGAAUUAUAUACCAUUCAUAUAUUUGGAUUA